AUGGGCAAAAUGCCUAAUGCCCACAAUAACAGCAGCGAUUAUCAAGCGGGCAACUGGUUUUGCUCGGAACCAUGGCAUUUCUUUGAGUUACCGGUUCUGAAUCGUGAUCGUAACGACAGCAAGGUGUUGAUACUUUAUCCGACUGCGAAGGAGUUACUGGCAGCACGUGAUGAAGCUAGGCGCCAGUGGCAGAUCCACAAACAAAUGCAAACUAAAGAUCCCAACGCUCCUGCUCUCCCCGGCACCUCUGAAGAAGACUUGGCGAAAGAAGCUGAGAAUGCGGUCAGAGUCUAUCUUCUAGCUCAGGACAAUGAGCAAGCUGAAAGCGAUGAGGAAGAGAAUGCUGCUCACUUUAUUCCGCUCGAUGAGAAAGAGGAUGCUGUCCAUUUUGUUCCGCUCGAUGAACAGGAAGAUGCCGCUCAUUUUGCCACGCUCGAUGAGGGCGAUUUUAUCACCGUCAACAGUGAUGACGCCGAAUAA
Molecule: messenger RNA, 480 nt
Organism: Gongylonema pulchrum
Lineage: Eukaryota; Metazoa; Nematoda; Chromadorea; Rhabditida; Gongylonematidae
Source: the annotation of a GenBank genome assembly